AUGCCAUCGUCGGUGUCGUCCACUCAAACACCAAUCGUUAUGUUAUUUGAGAAUAUAUUGCAAUCAAAGACACACAGAUAUAAGCCGUUAAACCCAUCGAGGAAUGGAUCCAAAGGGACCGCCAAAUGGUUCCGUUUGGACCGCCUGUCCAUUAGGGAAUGGUUACUCAUAGCUGUGGUCUUUUGCAUUAUCUCAUUCCUCAUAUUCUACCAGUUUAUACCCAACUCUUCACUUCAUGGAUUUAUACGAAUUCCUCCGAAACCCAAAUUCAAAUGCUAUUCAAACGAAGACCCGUUUCGGUCAACAGUACUCCGGGUGUCGCCGAACAGCCAUUCAUCCAAUUUUCGAUUACGAUUGGAUGCGAAGGUAUUGGUGUUUGUGGAGACCCAGUACUCAAAACUCGGCCGACAGUUGAUCGAGAUCUUGGAGUCCAGUCGUAUGCGGUUUAAAGUGGAAAUUGUGGGCAAAAGUCUACCGAUGCUGACAAACCUGGAAAGGGGUCGCUUUGCGGUCAUUAUAUUUGAAAAUUUCAACAAAUACUUAAAUAUGAAUAAAUGGAACCGAGAAUUGUUGGACAAGUAUUGCCGCGAAUACAGCGUCGGUAUUAUCGGUAUAAUACAGCCCAAUGAGGAGCGUAAGAGUGGCCUCCAGUUGCGUGACUUUCCACUACGAGUGGACACCGGUGUAGCCAUUCGUGAUUUCCGACUCAAUCCACUCUCCCCUGUGUUACGCAUGACUCGGGCCGGAGAGGUCCAGUUCGGGCCUCUGCCCGGCAAUGAUUGGGUGGUCUUCUACUCGAACCACACCUCUUACCAGCCGUUGGGUCAGGCGUUCAUUCAAUACCCUAAAGAGUUGUACACCAAUGAAGUGGUAACCGAUGCCAACACACCCGCCCCCACACCCAAGAGGCAACUCGUGACCACUGCUAUACAGGAUCACGGCUUAUACGACGGAAUACAACGAAUACUGUUUGGGAAUGGAUUCACUUUUUGGGUCAACAAAUUACUACUCUUGGACUCGAUAUCGUUCUUAUCUCACGGAAAAUUAAGUCUUCCGCUCGAGAGAUACCUUCUCAUUGAUAUCGACGACAUAUUUGUUGGCGAAAAGGGAACCCGAAUGAAGAGAUCUGAUGUCUUCGAGUUACUC
Molecule: messenger RNA, 1146 nt
Organism: Medioppia subpectinata
Lineage: Eukaryota; Metazoa; Arthropoda; Arachnida; Sarcoptiformes; Oppiidae
Source: the annotation of a GenBank genome assembly